Messenger RNA from Petromyzon marinus (sea lamprey), 6293 nucleotides. RefSeq names its product zinc finger and BTB domain-containing protein 39-like. NCBI's taxonomy places the organism in Eukaryota, Metazoa, Chordata, Hyperoartia, Petromyzontiformes, Petromyzontidae. Gene Ontology annotation, biological process: regulation of transcription by RNA polymerase II. The record is from RefSeq and is a predicted model, not a curated record. Gene Ontology annotation, molecular function: DNA-binding transcription factor activity, RNA polymerase II-specific; RNA polymerase II cis-regulatory region sequence-specific DNA binding; protein binding.
CCGCCCGCCGUGAGAGCGCGCGGGCCACCGUAACCACGGUCACGGCUUCAAGAGGUGGUGGGUGGAGAGGAAGUUCCUCGCCUCCCGGAGCGCGGGGAUGUGAACCUGUACGCGUUAGCACCGGGGGAGCACGUCGCAAGCGGGCGGCGCUUGCAUGCGUGCGCGAUGUCCACCGGGGAGAUGGAGGAGCCGGCGGACGAGCAGAUCAGCCUGUCGACGGGGAAGCAGCUGUCGGACCUGCUGCGCGAGCUGAGUGCCUUGUGGCUGCGCGGUUCCUUCUGCGACGCCGUCGUGGAGGUGCAGAGCCGGCGCUACCUCGCGCACAAGGCCGUGCUGAGCAGCACCUGCACCUACUUCCGCGGCAUCUUCCUUGACACGCCCUGCAGCAACAUGGGGCCCUUCGUGGUGGACUUCCUCACGGAGAAGACCUUCGACCAGGUCCUAGACUUCGUCUACAAGGGCAAUGUGAGUGUCGGACGGGAGGACCUCCGCGAGCUGCUCAAAGCUGCCCAGAGCUUGGGCAUCGAGUGCCUGGAGGAGGUGUGCCGAGUGUUCGUCACGGACGACGUGGAAGACUGCUUUCCGGACAAGGACACUGAUGCAACGUACAUCUCGGAGAGUGGGCAGUACGACUGCGUCGAGGAAGGCGAAGACACCCCGGGGUGCAGCUACAACUCCUUCGGGCAGUGCAACGGGGAGGACAGCAAGAGCCCCCCGCCUGCCAAGCAGGCCACGCAGUCCUCGAGCGAGGAGGACCUGCCCCAGUUUGUGGCGCUCGACAAGGAGAUCACGAGCAAUACGGAACCAUUCCCGGACCUCUGCCUGGUGAAGACGGAGAUGCCGGACGGCGGCCAGCAGUGCUCGUUCGCGCUGUCCGACGAGAACACUCCGCAGUCCGAGUUGCAGCUCGAUGACCAGAGCCUGGAGAUCCUGCAGAGCGGACAGAGCUCCAACAACUUCCUGCGCGCCAUGGAGAAGACUCUGAACAUGAUCCCGCUGGCCGGCAGUACGCAGCAGCAGCAGCAGCAGUGCGACCUCCUCAACGGUAACGCAGCACCAACCACCACCGCGCUGGUCUCAAACGGGCAGCUGCGGUGCCAGGCGUGCGGCGAGCACGUCGAGGAGAGCGUGUCGUGCCUGCGCGAGCACUCAUGCGGGCACCUCGACAUGGAGACGCUGGCGUGCCGCGUGUGCGGCGCCAUGUUCAGCCACAUCAGCGUGGCGGUGGAGCACACGCUGGCGCACACAGGCGUGGCGCUGUCCGCCUGCAAGCACUGCGGCAAAAAGUUCCUGUCGGAGAAGAGCCUCGCGCUGCACUACAAAAGUCACUGCCGCCGCCGCAGGCCGCAAAUCAAAGGCGGGCGACUGUCGUGGCAUCCAGACCCCGAUGCGCAGGAGUCUACGGAGAGCGCGCCAUGCCAGGUGUGCGGCGUGGCCGUGCAGAAGAAGAUGGCUGCGUUGUGGAACCACGCGCGAUUGCACGUGGAUUCGGAGCUCCUGUCGUGUCGCGUGUGCGGCCUGCAAUCGACGCGGCGCAACCUCGUCAAGCACGGCCUCAUCCACCUGGGCGUUUUCCUCUUCACGUGCGACGCCUGCCGCAAGCGCUUUCUCUUCCGCAACCAGCUGCUUCGCCACCAGAAGGAGCGCUGUCGUGGACAGGGAGAACCGCCCCUGCCCGGCAUGCUCUCACCCUCCGCGCAAUUGCCGCUCGACGCCGCCUGUGUUUAACGGCGCGCGAUGCACGAGGUCGCCUUUACGGACAGUCGUUGCCGGCAACCCCAUCACCGGCAAUCGCGGUAAACCGUGAGCGCCCGUGGCACCUCGGUCGGAAAUGACAAUAAUCUGCCCACUCGGCCAUCGCUUCGUGGAGUCCACUGUUACAAUCGCCCAGUACAAAACGGGACAACGUAAGCUUUGCGUAGCGGAAAAUCUGUCGCAAGGCCAUCUCAUUCAUUCUCAUUGCACUGAUGUACUGACAUGAAGCCGCCAGCUCUCAAAUGGGUAGGGCUUGCGGCCAGGCAGCCUCUUGAUUUAUGCAACCCGAUUGGAAGUUGCUGUCCCAGUUGCUCACUCGCAGCAGCUGUGGUCAGACUUGUUCAGAUCGUGGGCAACGACAUUUUUACAAUAUGAAAUGCCGCGAAAACUAACACCGGUGACAAUUGCCAACGAUGAUUGGCAUAAAAUUGCCCAAGUGGAUGAUAGCAUUGAGUGGACAACAUGAACUGGGGCAUGAUUUAGGCUCAACCGUUGCUGGCAUUGCAUUUAUCACAAGCAACAACGAGACGCUUGUUGGAACAGUGCUUGGUCUACAAAGCACACAAUUUUUGGUGGUCACGUUACCUCUGUGAUCUGAUUUGAAGUCAUUCUCCUAGUUUCCCACUAGGGGGAACAGUGUUUUUUUUUAUAAUUGGGCAACUAAUCUUUUUUUUCCCCAACAUAAAAUGGUGCAGAAACUAUUACCAGCGAGGGUUGCCAGCAACGAUUGCCCUAAAAUUGCCGCAGUAUACAAUGACCAUUCGGGAUCCGACCCUAAUCGACCCUGCGCGUUGCUCCUCUGACGGCUCACCAACCAUAAUCUACAGACCCUGAACCCACCCGUUUGACACUUCGACCGUGGCGGCUGUCGGAUGGCGAUUUGCAAUAAACGACAGCAGCACUGCUUCUCCCCGUGUGGCUCUUCAAUCGUAGAAGUAGAUUUUUCCAAGACAGCCUUUGGAGUGACUGGAAUUUCACAAAAAAUGUAUUAUAUUUGGCUUGUUAAUUUUUCUCUGAUUGGCAAUAGCUGGUUGGUGCGAUCAUUGCACAUUAGCACUGUUGUGUUAGAUGCUUGGAAAUAUGGGUGGUUUUGAUUUUUAAUACACAUUGUAUUUAUACGGGAUAUUACGCAAGGUUGCGCAAUGUUUAUUUAAUGCGUUGGUUACAAUUUUCUCUUGUUUUUCGCUAUCGUCUGAUUUUUGAGCACGAAAAGUGAUUGUAGUGUGACGGACGAUCAUCCACGGCAGAAACAGGGUAUCACCACCGCUUUUCAGGCAAUGGUUCACCCUGCAGCUCAUUGUUUUAUAUUAACCAUGGAGUACCAACUCUUUGUAGGGGCAAGACAUGUUUAUAAUGAGAAAUUACCCCUCCCAAGCCCAUAAAAUUAACUCUCAUUGGUUUGUCUCAUUGGUUUGUUAUGAGUAAGAAUAUAAUAUGAAGCCAAAUGUUCACAACCAUUGUGUUAAGCUUCAGAGAAUCUAAGAGUUGAUGCAACACCCAAUGUUGUUAGCCACUGGGUGCUUCCAGGGUAUAAAUGUUUAGCGUGCGUCUCUUAACAGUUACGUGUUAACUUGUUUAAUUUAUAUGUGUAUAUAUUGUGUGUGGAUGAAUGCAGAACAUGUACAAGAAUGUAAGAGUGGCUGACGUGAAAUGUUGGGCUUCUAUGGUUCCGCGCGUAAGUGAGAUGUGCAUUUCUAUACGAGACGGUCACUGUGGUUUCAAUAUGAAUCGGAACAGGUAUGAAGGACACUGCAUUAUUGCAAUUUUCCUGUUCUUGGCUAGAGUCCAACGUGUGGCAAAAAUCGACGCGAAGGGAUCAUUGCUGUCGCUACGCCCAUGCUUAAUGGACUUGAACAAUACAUAGGUGCUAGAGCAUAGGAUAUAUAAACACAAGACAAACCUCAGUCGAUCAGUUGCCAAAUGAACUGGACCGCUAUGAUCGCACAGAAUGUCAUAACACAACGUUAAUUUGCAGGGGCUAAAGACUAGAUUUAGGCAGCUUGUGACCACUCAAAUUAAAAUGGCACCUACAUUCUGUGGAGCAGUUUGUCGAUGACCAAUCAAUUUACAUGAAAAUUCAGCAACUCGCGCAUAGCAUGUACCGUAUUGUGGUGGGGGGCUCCCGAAGUUAGAAUUGAUAAAUACUGCUCGGCGGCCUGAGUCCCGGCGACAGCAAACAUCGGUGGCGAGUGAUAUCUGAACUGGUCCUGGGCUCCCACACCUCAACCCCUUCUCCAUCCAGCACAAACACACCACUGUGGCGAAGUUUGGUCAAACAACCUCCACGAUUGACAUGGGGUGGUAAGACCCUCAUCCAUCUGCAGAUUGACAAAGGGCUGUUGUUAAAGUAAUUAAUGUAGAUUUAUUGUAGACAUGCACUGCUUUAUUUUGGCUUCUGUACCAGAAGCUCGCUCAGUUUUAUCAGUUAAGUGAAUUGCGAGCUCCUCAUUUCAGCAGUUUUCAGUGAUAACGUUCGCUAAUGUUGUGACGUGGAGUAUAUUUCUUUGUGCAUGCAUGUAUUUGUUUCCCCCGUGGGACACGAGUUACAACGUCAGGAGCAGCAUUGCAUGUGUCGCCCAGCACUAAGCAUUGGAACUUUGGUCCAUUCUCAUUCCAUCAACCUGGUUUUGUAGUUGAACUCCACCUGAUUGUGUGCCAGGCUAAGACAGGUGUAUCGAUGAUGAAUUGCUAAACCGAACACUUAAUGCGUGUUCAAGGGAAAUGUGGAUUCGAUCGAUUUGAAUAAUAUUUUUCCACAAUAGAAUGACUGUCAGCGUACAUUUUAACGUGUUUUGACUUUCAAAGCGGAGCAUUGUAUUCCGGUCGCUGUGCAAAUUGUGAUUAUGUAACAAAUAUUUCAAAUUGUUUUAAUUUAAUGGAUUUCACAAAGCUUUGUCCAUUGCGUUGUAUUCGAACUUGUUAUAGUGUUAUUUUUCAUCUUCUGAAGCACUGGUGGAUGCAUUCACUGUUUAUACCAUUGUUUUAAACAUGUAUUUUGUCUUUUGAAAACUGUUAUGGGUACACUUAUUGAAAUAAUAUAUAUGUGUGUUUGUAUGUAUGUAACAAAAAUAUAUUUUUGACAAUGCGUGACAUACGUUUUAAAUUAUAAUAUUGAAGUGAAAGAAACUUACACAAGCAACGUUUUAUGUCAACUAGAACUGGACGAUUCUCAUAAUUCCUAUCCUGGAAUCGGGUUUUUUUAAUCUAAAGAACCUCAGAUCAGAUUCCUACGGAAUUGUGGGACCAAUGGAAUUGUUGAGUCGUGUUGUGCAGAGCCUUGGCUUGGCUGGCCUCAUGGCUCACCAUUGAAACUUACGGCUGAUACCUUGUAAUAUGUUUCAAUGGUGAUACCAGCCUUGGCUAAGCUAAGCAUAGCCAAAUCUUAGCCUAGCUAGAUUUGCAGUAGGAUCCCUUUCAAUUUGAACGAUUCUUCCAUUGCAGAAUCAAUCCCUGUUCGAAUCCCAUUCAACAUUUUACGGAGAUUUUGUUUUUUCAUGGGAAGCUCGCAUUACACAAUCACUUCCUGUCAGAAUCGUCCAUGGGUGAAAUCAUAGGAAUAGUUUAUGAUUGCUCCAGAACCGCUCAGUUCUAAUGUUGACGUAAAUGUAAAUGAAGUUAAGUACAUGCGUAGCAUACGUUUAUGGAAUACUGUAUUGUAUUUAAAACGGAGUGUUGUUUCUGACCAAACGAGUUUUUUUUAAGUCUAUAGGCAUAGCUGUGGGAUACUUGCAUAAAUCAGCGACAUUUGACAAAAAAAAACCGGUAUUCAGUACUUGAUGUAUAAAGUUGAGUUGCAGAGCAACUGAGAAGCGUUAAGUUAAUUUACGAGUUCAUUCGUAUUUACUUGCAGUGUUGUGGUCGAGCGGUCUCCAUUAUCGCUAUUUAUAAAUUUACCCAAAGCACACACGUUGAUGCCUAUAAACAGCGAACACGAGAACGCUUGACACGAGAGAAAUUGUUGCACUGCAAAAUGUACAAAAUGCCCUUGUGUUAAAAUUGUUAUUGAUGCACAAGCGCAUUGGUCUGUGGUGUUUUUUUAAAUAUAUAUAACGCAUACAAUUUGGUUGUUGUGGUUUUGUCUGUACCGUCGAAUAUAACGAAUAAUGGUGGCAUUUAUUGUAAAUCCUCCAUUUAUGGGAACACAAGAGGGCGUUUGGCAUUGACAUCUCGUCCACACACUGCGGCUGUUGUAUAUAACCAAUGUCCACAAAUACAACCAUUCUCAAACCUGUGAAAACCAUAGCAAGAAAAUUUGUAAAAAGUGGUGUUUUUUUUUUACGUUAGCACCACGGAAAGCGAUUUGGCAGUUAUUCAGAUGGACGAGUCCAUCUAUGUUUGGAAAAAAUGAGGGGGGGGAGACGAAAAUAAUGGAUGUGGUCUGAAAGCCACCAUAAGCGUGACUUUACCGAAAUAACCAAGAAUAUACAUUCUCAAACCAUGCACAAUGACAUCUGUGUUAACGUUUUCCAGAAAAGAAAUAUUUGUUGUGAUUAAGAAACUGUGGUAUUCAUAAUAAAACUGGAUUUUUUUGGACUCUA